GCGUUGGAAAGAUGGCGACGGCAUACGCACCAGCGAGAGUCCGCUGUGCCGGCGGAUAGAAAGUGCUCCAAAGAGACACUGAUCCGCGUCUCUUGCAAACAUUCCCCGGUGCAAAGUGUGCGCGAAGCCGCCCGGACAUGGUUUAGUCCAUGCACGGCUAGGAACGAGGAGCCGCCGCUUUGCAAUGGAGCCUCCGGAUCGAAACAAGCCCAGCAGGCAGUCCAAGCCAGUGCAAGAUGCAUCCCAAAAGAACUCUGAGAUGGAUGAAUCCUGGGACUCUCCUAGUGAGGAAGAGGAAGCUAUGUAUGGCACAUCACCUCCUCGUACCCCCCGUCAGAUGAAACGCAUGUCUGGCAAACAUCAGAGGAACAGCCAAGCAAAGACUUCUGGACGAUCCCCCAACAAGGUCGAAAUUACCCCACCUGUUCUGAAAGAGGGUCCGAGGCCAGUGGAAGCCCCAGAGGAGCACAGCUACAAGCACGGCAAGAAGCAGAGGGCCACACUGCGCUCCACAGAGAGAGACCACAAGAAGACAUUUGAAGGCUCCUUCAUGCUGGAUCCACUCUCAAAGUCCAGCCCUUUCAGUGCCCUCAACAUGGAUCCAAGGAAGCAUUACUUGAGCUUAGGCUGCAGCAGUGGCAAACUGCCAGUGUCUAUGCCCCAUAUUGCCCGGACCCACCGACAGACCUCCAGGACUGACUGCCCUGCCGACCGCCUCAAGUUCUUUGAAACUCUGCGCCUGCUGCUAAAGCUCACGUCUAUGUCCUCCAAGAGGAAGGAGAAGGAGCAGAGGGGUCUGGAGAACAUGGCCUUCAUGGGUCACAACAACGAGGUCAUUUGGUUGGAGCUGCAGGCUUGGCAUGCACGCCGCUCCACCGGUGAUCAGGACCUUUUUCUUUUUACUGCCCGCCAGGCCAUCCCUGACAUCAUCAAUGAGGUGCAGCACUUUAAGGUCAACUAUAAUAGCCUGAGAGGGGCCCAGUGUUCAGGGUCUCAAACAAUCCAGGGAGACUGUCUCAGCAGUGGGUUGGAGAGAGAGCCUGGUGUAGCAGAGACCAACCACUGUGGAGUAGAUCCCUGGGGCUUUAGUGCUUGUCCCUCGACUGCAUUGAAUGCAGCCGAGCCUCUGGGCUCUGGUGCUGAUUGCAGGGAACACCUUCAGCGCCAGCGGCUGGCUUUUGAGCAGGUCAAGCGGGUGAUGGAGUUGCUGGAGUCUCUGGAAGCUUUGUACCCCUCUUUGCAGGCCCUGCAGAGGGACUAUGAAAAGUACGCAGCACGAGACUUCCAGGGCAGGGUGCAGGCGCUCUGUCUGUGGCUCAAUAUCACCCAGGACCUCAACCAGAAGCUGCGCGUAAUGGCCACUGUGCUGGGCCUCCACGAUCUAUCCCGUAUCGGGUGGCCUGUCUUUGAGAUCCCCUCACCUCGCUGCUCCCGUGGCAAUGAAGAUGAAGACAAUGAGAGAGAUGAGGAGAAUGACUCCACAGCCACUUUUACAGCAGAGAGUGAAGGGGAGGACAGGGAUGCUGAGGAGGAGGGGGAAUUUGGACAUGUAGCAGAUGGAGAGUUGUCUCCCUCCCUGACUCCUAAAUUUGCCCGCUUGUUGUCAGAAGACGAGUUUUUUCCAACCGCGACUGUCGGAAGUGCAGAAGCAACAGUGGGAGGGGGAGUGUUCUGCCCUACAGCCAUCUACAGACCGUUUGUGGAUAAAGCUCUGAAACAGAUGGGACUGCGUAAACUGAUCCUCAGACUGCACAAAUUGAUGGACCGCUCUCUUCAGCGGUCCAGAGCGGCGCUGCUUCGCCACAUGCCUGCACUGGAGUUUGCAGAAUUCCCAGACCCCAUGCUAUACAGCGACUACCUGCCUGAGCUGUCACGCCACAUGUCCUGCAGUGGUGCGGCUCACCCGGAGCUCCGAGCAGACCAGGUGUCCUGGGAGGAUUUGCUGGACAUGGACCUCCCUUCUUUCCGGCCUGCGUUCCUUGUGCUGUGCAGAGUUCUCCUCAACGUCAUUCACGAAUGCCUUAAACUGCGACUUGAACAGAGACCUGCUGGAGAGCCUUCACUGCUCAGUAUCAAACAGUUGGUGCGUGAGUGUAAGGAGGUUCUUAAAGGUGGUCUCCUGAUGAAGCAGUAUUAUCAGUUCAUGCUGCGCGGUGUGGUCGCCGAUGCUCAGGGCUUACAGACCAAUGCCAAUAUUGAUGAGUUUGAAGAAGACCUUCACAAGAUGCUAAUGGUUUACUUCGACUACAUGCACAGCUGGAUCCAGAUGUUGCAGCAGCUCCCUCAGGCCUCUCACAGCUUAAAGAACCUGUUAGAGGAGGAGUGGAACUUCACCAAGGUCAUCACUCCCUAUAUCCGCGGAGGGGAGGCCCAGUCUGGGAAGUUAUUCUGUGACAUCGCUGGGAUGUUGCUAAAAUCCACCGGGGAGUUCCUCGAUGCAGGUCUGCAGAAAAGUGGUAAUGAAUUCUGGGAAAAUGCAGAUGACAGCACGGCCUCAGAUGAAAUCAGGCGGUCGGUUAUUGAGACUAGUCGAUCACUUAAAGAGCUGUUUCACGAGGCCAGGGAGCGGGCGUCCAAGGCUCUAGGCUUUGCCAAAAUGCUUCGCAAGGACUUGGAAGUCGCAGCCGAUUUCAGUAUCACCAACGGGGUGCCUUGUCUCCUCGAGGCGCUGAAGAAGAGGAAUUAUGUCAAGGUUCAGAUUCCAGGUUUGGAAGAGCUGCAGGUUUUUGUCCCCUGUGGUUUGAUGGAUCAGCGGCCACUCAUCCUGCAGCUUCUCAACGCCGCUGCGGGUAAAGACUGCUCCAAGGAGCCGGAGGAGAUCGCAGACGAUGAGGCCUACCUCCUCAUGAGUAAACACAGAACUGGGGACUCCACUGCCGAUUCUGACUGGGCUCAGUGGGAUGGAGAGUUGCUGAAACUGGUCCCCCAGAUUGAAACUGUUGACACUUUAAGUGCAAUGAAGGUGGAGAAUAUGCUCUUGAUAGUAAUGCAGUCUGCUCACCUGGUGGCCCAGCGAAAGGCCUUCCAGCAGUCCAUGGAGGAUGUGCUCACUCUUAGUCGGGAGCAGACAUCGAGCCAGCCUCUUAUUGCCAGUGCUCUGGAGGAGCUCAAGGAUGAGGCACUACAGCUAUGCAUUAAGAUCAACACUGCCAUUGACCGAGUGGAGUACAUGUUCACCACAGAGUUUGAGGCAGAGGUGGAGGAGUCUGAGUCAGCCACUCUGCAUCAGUACUACAGGGAGGCAAUGAUACAGGGCUACAAUUUUGCCUUUGAGUACCACAAGGAAGUGGUGCGCCUGAUGUCAGGGGAGUUCCGGCAGAGGAUCGGGGAGCGCUAUAUAGCUUUUGCCCGCAAAUGGAUGACCUAUGUCCUGACCAAAUGCGAGAGCGGCCGGGGCACCAAGCCCAGGUGGGCGACUCAGGGUUUUGAUUUUCUUCAGGCCAUUGAACCUGCCUUCAUAUCCGCAUUACCCGAGGAUGACUUCCUGAAUCUACAAGCUUUGAUGAAUGAAUGUAUUGGACAUGUGAUUGGAAAACCUCACAGCCCGGUCACGGGACUGUACAUUGCUCCCAGGAAUAGUCCUCGUCCCGUAAAAGUACCUCGUUGCCAUAGCGACCCACCAAACCCCAAUCUGUUCAUCCCUAAUGCUGAAGGGUUCAGGGGAUCCAGUUACCACGAGAAUGACCGUCUGUCAUCAGUUGCUGCAGAGUUGCAUUUCAAAUCUCUGAGCCGCCACUCCAGCCCCACAGAGGACAGAGAAGAACCCUCGUAUCCGAAGGGAGAUCCCAACAGCGCCGCUCGCCGGAGCUGGGAGCUCCGCACCUUCAUCAACCAGUCCAAAGACACAGCCGCACGACAAAGCCCCAUGGAGGCCGUGCGUCGCUCCAUUCGCAAGUUCGAAGAUAAGCGCUACGCCGUGAUGAAGCAGCGCAACAUAAUCGGCCAGGUGUGUCACACGCCCAAGUCCUACGACAACGUCAUGCACGUCGGGCUCAGGAAGGUGACCUUCAAGUGGCAGAGGGGCAACAAGAUAGGUGAGGGCCAGUAUGGGAAGGUGUACACUUGCAUCAAUGUUGACACUGGAGAACUAAUGGCCAUGAAGGAGAUCCGGUUCCAGCCCAAUGAUCACAAAACAAUCAAGGAGACUGCGGAUGAGCUGAAAAUAUUUGAGGGCAUUAAACAUCCAAACCUUGUGCGAUACUUUGGGGUUGAGCUCCACCGGGAGGAGAUGUACAUCUUCAUGGAGUACUGUGACGAGGGCACCCUGGAGGAGGUGUCCAGACUGGGGCUGCAGGAACACGUCAUCAGGCUCUACAGUAAACAGAUCACUACAGCCAUCAACGUCCUGCACGAACACGGCAUCGUCCACCGUGAUAUCAAGGGAGCCAACAUCUUCCUGACGUCCUCUGGUCUCAUUAAGCUGGGUGACUUUGGCUGCUCAGUUAAGUUGAGGAACAACACUCACACUAUGCCUGGGGAGGUGAACAGCACCCUGGGAACUGCAGCUUACAUGGCACCUGAAGUCAUCACACGAGCAAAGGGUGAAGGUCAUGGGCGAGCAGCCGACAUCUGGAGUCUGGGCUGCGUCCUCAUUGAGAUGGUGACCGGAAAGAGACCCUGGCACGAGUACGAGCACAAUUUCCAGAUCAUGUACAAAGUGGGCAUGGGCCAUAAACCCCCCAUCCCGGAGAAGCUGAGCACAGAGGGGAAGGACUAUCUCGGCCACUGUCUGGAGAGCGAACCCAAACGCCGCUGGACAGCCAGCAUGCUGCUCGACCACCCGUUUGUCAAGGUUUGUACAGAUGAGGAGUGAGACCUGCUCUGUGGCCUUCACGUUUACACAUUAAAGCACUACUGUACAUGCUGUCAGCAAAAGAAAAAGGAACUGGACUUUCGGCAAGCGCAAGUAACGGCUAAAGGCACAUGGAGCUAAACUGAGGAAGUAAUAUAAAAUCAUUUCAGAGGACAACUGGACCUAUGGAAUAUAUGGUUGUUGUUUCUUUAUGCACCCAUGGACUGUGGGGGGGGGGGGACUGUACAUACUGUAAGAAUAGAAUUGGCUUUAAUUCUUGUAUAAACAAUAUUGUAAAGUUAAAGUAAUUAUUACCACGUUUGUUGUUCUCACUGGUAAAGUGACUUCUGAAAAGGCAUUGAUGAAUACCUUUUUCUUUUUUUUUUUUUAAACAGAUAUGUGUGUGUGUGUGUGGGGGGGGGGGGGGUCAAAUCUAUGGCACUUUUAAACUGUUUACCUGAGGGGGCAGUUGAGUAGAGGAGGGGGGAAUCAUUUUUCAGUCGCCCGGUGAGGCAGAGGAGGAUGGAAGGAGACGCCGGUUUAGCUUGAUGAAAUGAGCACCAUCCAAAUAGUCCGAUUUAAUUUAUCAGUCGUCGUUCUGGCGAGGAGUGGGGGGGGGCUAGGAAGGAUUUUAUUUUAUUACGUGUAUUUUUUCUUUGCCUAUCGCUGAUGAGUAAACGUCAAGUCGGAUUAAUGUUCAAGUCCACUGGUCACUGAUGAAGACCUGUUCAUGAGACUGGAGCGUAGCCGACAAAGAGGAGACACGGGGCCUGCUCUCCCUCCCUGCUGCUGAACACACAACUUCCACACAACCAAACAUAAGACGACGACACACAAAUUCUGGUCCUCUGCUGCUCUUAAAGUGUUUGCUAUGUACAAACAAUAUUAAUAAACCAAUUUGUUUUUAUAAGUGAAA
Pleuronectes platessa (European plaice) is the source of this 5708-nucleotide messenger RNA. It is a transcript of the gene map3k4, whose product is annotated as mitogen-activated protein kinase kinase kinase 4. Gene Ontology annotation, molecular function: protein kinase activity; ATP binding. Gene Ontology annotation, biological process: MAPK cascade; protein phosphorylation. NCBI's taxonomy places the organism in Eukaryota, Metazoa, Chordata, Actinopteri, Pleuronectiformes, Pleuronectidae. The record is from RefSeq and is a predicted model, not a curated record. The transcript has 26 exons. Bases 185 to 4813 code for a protein of 1542 amino acids.